This is a messenger RNA of Epithele typhae, 822 nucleotides long. RefSeq lists its product as uncharacterized. The record is from RefSeq and is a predicted model, not a curated record. Gene Ontology annotation, biological process: protein import into mitochondrial intermembrane space. The transcript has 3 exons. Lineage: Eukaryota; Fungi; Basidiomycota; Agaricomycetes; Polyporales; Epitheliaceae. Gene Ontology annotation, molecular function: protein-disulfide reductase activity. Gene Ontology annotation, cellular component: mitochondrial intermembrane space. The coding region runs from base 1 to 822 and encodes 273 amino acids.
AUGCUGAGGACCCUUGCCCGCACAUCCUUCCGUCGCUCGCUGCACUCCUCAGCGCACCAAACCUCGACGCGUGCGGGCCCAGCGCGCGGACGCGCCGUCCUCGGGGCCUCUGCUGUCGUCGCGUCUUAUCUUGUGUGGAACACUUGGUACCCGGAAAGGAUUGCCCUGGACGGCCCUGGCACGGCCUCUAAGCAGAAACGGGUCCCCACUGCGUCCAAGGCUGCCGACGCGUCUCCUCCGGCUCCUACUGCGGAGAGCGACCCGGCGUUGUUGACGGACUCGGCGCCCACACACGACUCGUCGGUACCCGCGUCCCAGCCUCCGGAGUCUGCGACGGAGGAGCCAACAACGGAGGGCGAGGCGGCGGAGGGUGAGGCGGCGGAGGGUGAGGCGGCGGAGGGUGAGGCGGCGGAGGGGAGUGCCAACGGCGGUGGAGGUGGUGCGUACGACCCGGUGACGGGGGAAAUCAACUGGGACUGCCCGUGUCUGGGCGGGAUGGCGCACGGGCCGUGUGGGCCUGAGUUCCGGGAGGCGUUCUCGUGCUUCAUCUACUCGGAGGAGGAUCCCAAGGGCAUUGACUGCGUGGAGAAGUUCAAGGCGAUGCAGACCUGCUUCCGCGAGCAUCCGGAUGUCUAUGGCGAUGACAUUAUGGACGACGACGAAGCCGAGGAGGCCCUUGGGCCCGACACUGCGGAGCCCAGCGCAGAGGUCGCCGUCCUUGCGUCGGAGGAGCCUGUGCCUGCUGCCCCUGCUGAGUUGAAGUCAUCACCGCCGGAGCAGAAGAGCAAGCCGAGCAAGCCUGUUGCGUCCACUUCACAUUAG